This is a messenger RNA of Neogale vison (American mink), 686 nucleotides long. RefSeq names its product zinc finger protein 33B-like. Gene Ontology annotation, biological process: regulation of DNA-templated transcription. The record is from RefSeq and is a predicted model, not a curated record. The transcript has 6 exons. Bases 135 to 581 code for a protein of 148 amino acids. Lineage: Eukaryota; Metazoa; Chordata; Mammalia; Carnivora; Mustelidae.
UCGGUCAAGAAGAAACAAAUGUUUACAUUCACUCAGUGACGAGUAUCCUGUGUAAGCUCACCAUCUGUCGGAGCCACACAUGGACACAUUCUCAAGGUAGGAGAGUUCCUUAUGGCAUGUAGGCACAUGAUGGGAUGCCGGUAACGUAUCACACUGGUGAGGAAUGUCUGCCAUGCUUUCUCCUCCAACCAAGUCCAAAGGGAUCCUUAUCAUUUGCGGAUGUGACUGUGGGCUUUACCCAGGAGGAGUGGCAGCACCUGGACCCUGCUCAGAGGACCCUGUACAGGGAGGUGAUGCUGGAGAACUAUAGCCACCUUGUCUCAGUGGGGUGUUGCAUCCCUAAACCAGACGUGAUCCUGAAGUUGGAGCAAGGAGAGCAGCCAUGGAUGCUAGAGGAAGAGUCCCCACGUCAGAGCUACCCAGAAGCCUGCAAAGUUGAUAGCCAAGCAGAAGAGACUCAAGAAACCCAGCACAGACGUUUCUGGCAAGCUCCAUUUAUCAACAACAAAACGCUGUGCACAGAGAUUCUCAAGGUAGGAGAGUUCCUUAUGGCAUGUAGGCACAUGAUGGGAUGCCGGUAACGUAUCACACUGGUGAGGAAUGUCUGCCAUGCUUUCUCCUCCAAACAAGUCCAAAGGUAGGCACGCCAGAACACAUUUUCUAAUUGUGAAUAGUGAACUCCGUAA